AUGCAGUUGAAUUGUUCAAAAAAAUUGGUGAGUGAGAAGAUUUGUGAGCCCGACAAAGUCAUGUAUGCAACUGUCAUGAAUGGGCUAAGCAAAAGGGGUCAUACUCAAAAAGCUUUAGGUUUGCUCCGGUUAAUGGAACAGGGAAAUACUAAGCCCAACAUAGUCAUCUAUAACAUCGCCAUCGAUGCCCUUUGCAAAGAUAGAAACUUAGAUGCUGCUAUCAACCUUUUCAAUGAGAUGAAGCAGAAAGGCAUUCCUCCUAACAUAGUCACUUAUAGUUCUCUUAUUGAUUAUUUUUGUAAGCUCGGUCAGUGGAAUUUUUUUGACUUUGUUCUCUGGGUAAACCUCAAUAUUUACCCAAAUGUGCACACCUUCACCAUGGUGAUUGAUGGACUAUGCAAAGAAGGAAAAGUCGAAGAUGCCGAGGAAAUAAUGAGACACAUGAUUGAAAAAGGUAUAGAGCCUAAUAUAAUCACCUACAAUGCGAUAAUUGAUGGAUAUUGUUUGCGUGGUCAUCUGGAUAGAGCGAGGAGGGUGUUUGAUUCCAUGAUAGAUAAAAAACCUGGCAUUAUUAGCUAUAACAUACUAAUAAAUGGAUACUGUAAGAAAAAGAAAGUGGAUGAGGCCAUGCAAUUGUUUCGUGGAGUUUCUCAAAAGAGAUCAAAACCUGAUAUUUUUACGUACAAUACUAUCUUGCAAGGUCUUGUUGAAGUUGGAAGAAUUGGAUCUGCAAAACAAAUCUAUGCCAAGAUGCUAUCUACGGGGCCUAAACCUAAUUUAAUCACUCAUAACACUUUGCUUAAUGGUUAUUUUAAGCAUGGACUUGUAGAAGAAGCUAUGCCACUCUUUCGUAAGUUGGAAAGAAAGAGAGAAAAUACUAAUAUUAUAUUUUACAAUAAUAUCAUUAGUGGAUUGUGCAAAAAUGAUAAAGUCGACAAAGCUCUUGCUAUUUUUGAGAAGCUUUCUUCAAUUGGAUUGCUUCCGGAUGUGAGAACAUACACUAUAAUGAUAAAUGGAUUUUGUCUUCAAGGGUUGUUAGAUGAAGCUAAAGAUAUGCUAAGAAGAAUGGAAGACAACAGUUGUUUUCCAAACAAUGUCACUUACAAUGUUAUUAUGCAAGGAUUCUCAGGUGCAGCAAAAUUAGUGAAAUGA
Molecule: messenger RNA, 1152 nt
Organism: Lycium barbarum (goji berry)
Lineage: Eukaryota; Viridiplantae; Streptophyta; Magnoliopsida; Solanales; Solanaceae
Product: pentatricopeptide repeat-containing protein At1g62670, mitochondrial-like
Molecular function (GO): protein binding
Source: RefSeq, a predicted model, not a curated record